AUGCUCUACUCCGACAGUGACAAGCUCGUCUUCCGCUUUGAUGACCAUCUUCUCUGGGUCGAGCCCUGGAGCGAGAAUGCACUCCGCGUCAGGGCCACCAAGCUCGCGGCCAUGCCCGCAGAGAACUGGGCUCUUUCAUCCAGACCUCAGAGUGACAGAUCAGCAAUUGAGCUUCCCUCUGACAAGAACGGAGAAGCAACGAUCAGCAACGGCAAGAUUAAAGGCGUCGUGACCAAACGCGGCAAGCUUACCAUUUACAACUCCAAAGGCACCAAGCUGCUAGAAGAGUACGCCCGGCACCGACGCGACCCGACGGACCCGAAAUGCAGCGCCUUGGAGAUUGAAGCCCGCGAGCUGCGGCCUAUUCUCGGCGGCGAUUUCCAUCUCACCAUGCGUUUCGAGUCGCUCGAUGCUAAAGAGAAGAUCUUCGGGAUGGGCCAGUACCAGCAGCCAGGCCUGAAUUUGAAAGGGAGUGACAUUGAGCUUGCGCAUCGAAACUCUCAAGCUAGUGUGCCAUUUGCGCUAUCAUCGCGUGGAUAUGGGUUUCUGUGGAAUAACCCAGCGAUUGGGAGGGCAGUGCUGGGGACAAAUACGAUGAGUUUCGAAGCGUACUCGACCAAGGCAUUGGAUUACUGGGUUGUUGCAGGUGACUCACCUGCAGAACUUGAGGAGGCGUAUGCCCGGGUGACAGGGUAUGUGCCGAUGAUGCCAGAAUAUGGGCUUGGGUUCUGGCAGUGCAAGCUGCGGUACUGGAACCAGGAACAGUUGUUGAAUGUGGCGAGGGAGUACAAGCGGCGGCAGGUUCCUCUUGAUGUUAUAGUGUGUGAUUUCUUUCACUGGAAACAUCAGGGCGAGUGGAAGUUUGACCCUGAAUUCUGGCCUGAUCCAGAUGCCAUGGUAAAGGAGCUGCAAGAGAUGAACGUCGAACUCAUGGUCUCCAUCUGGCCAACCGUCGAAACAGCUUCAGAGAACUACCCUGAGAUGCUUGAGAAAGGCCUCCUGAUCCGCCACGACCGCGGUCUCCGCAUCGCCAUGCAAUGCGACGGCGACAUCACGCACUUUGACGCCACGAAUCCCGCCGCAAGAUCCUUCGUCUGGAGUAAGGCAAAGUCGCACUACUACGAUAAAGGCAUCCGGAUCUUCUGGCUUGAUGAGGCAGAACCCGAAUACUCCAUCUACGACUUUGAUAUCUACCGCUACCACGCGGGCAGCAACAUGCAGAUCGGAAACACUUAUCCCAAGGAGUAUGCGCGAGCCUUCUAUGAAGGCAUGCAAACUGCAGGGCAGACAAACAUCGUCAACCUGCUCCGCUGCGCCUGGGCAGGAAGCCAGAAAUACGGCGCUCUCGUCUGGAGCGGCGACAUCGCCUCGUCGUGGUCGUCGUUCCGCAAUCAGCUCUCGGCGGGCCUAAAUAUGGGCAUUGCAGGAAUUCCCUGGUGGACGACAGACAUUGGGGGCUUCCAUGGCGGAAACCCGGACGAUCCUGCCUUCCGCGAGUUGUUUACCCGUUGGUUUCAAUGGGCCACAUUCUGUCCCGUAAUGCGACUACAUGGGGAUCGGGAACCCAAACCAGAGGACCAGCCGACUGCUCCCGGCGCAGACAAUGAGAUUUGGUCGUAUGGCGAGGAGGUGUACGAGAUCUGCAAGCGGUACAUCUUCAUUCGCGAGAAGCUGAGACCGUACACGAGAGCGCUGAUGAAGGAGGCACAUGAGAAGGGGACGCCCGUCAUCAGAACCCUGUUUUACGAGUUCCCGGACGAUAAGAAGAGUUGGGAGGUCGAUUCGGAGUAUCUUUUCGGGGCGCAAUACCUUGUCGCCCCAGUUUUGGAGGCAGGACAGCGGAGAAUCUCUGUUUACUUGCCGGCGGGUGCGUCAUGGAGGGUUUGGAAUGGAGAUAAUGGUGGCGAGAACGCAGUCUACGAGGGAGGACAAGAUGUCCAAGUCGACUGUCCUAUUGAGUCAAUGCCUGUUUUUGUUAGAAUCUAG
Aspergillus nidulans FGSC A4 is the source of this 1986-nucleotide messenger RNA. RefSeq names its product putative glycosyl hydrolase. Gene Ontology annotation, biological process: carbohydrate metabolic process. The transcript has 2 exons. The record is from RefSeq and is a predicted model, not a curated record. Gene Ontology annotation, molecular function: carbohydrate binding; hydrolase activity, hydrolyzing O-glycosyl compounds. Bases 1 to 1986 code for a protein of 661 amino acids. NCBI's taxonomy places the organism in Eukaryota, Fungi, Ascomycota, Eurotiomycetes, Eurotiales, Aspergillaceae.